Molecule: messenger RNA, 6235 nt
Organism: Sphaerodactylus townsendi
Lineage: Eukaryota; Metazoa; Chordata; Lepidosauria; Squamata; Sphaerodactylidae
Gene: ADSS2
Product: adenylosuccinate synthase 2
Exons: 13
Coding region: 136-1491 (451 amino acids)
Biological process (GO): 'de novo' AMP biosynthetic process; IMP metabolic process
Cellular component (GO): cytoplasm
Molecular function (GO): GTP binding; adenylosuccinate synthase activity
Source: RefSeq, a predicted model, not a curated record
AGCUGCUGGAUGCGGUAACAGCAUCCUCUGCACGAGAGGAAGGAGGCGCUGCUGGCGGACUCGGGUGCGCCGCUUUCUCCUCGGUCUCUCGCAUGUGUCCUGAGACCCGUAGGGGAACCGUUGCCUGCGGGAGCCAUGUCUGAAACCGGCUCCUCGUCCGCCCCCAUCCCGAACGGUGAGGGCUCCUCCCGGCACCCUGGCAACAAGGUGACCGUAGUUCUUGGGGCUCAAUGGGGUGACGAGGGAAAAGGAAAAGUGGUGGAUCUGCUGGCGCAGGACGCCGACAUCGUCUGCAGGUGCCAGGGAGGCAACAAUGCUGGACACACUGUUGUGGUGGAUUCCGUGGAGUAUGACUUUCAUCUCUUACCAAGUGGUAUCAUCAAUCCAAAAGUCACUGCAUUUAUUGGAAAUGGUGUGGUAAUUCACUUGCCAGGAUUGUUUGAAGAAGCAGAGAAAAAUGUUAAAAAAGGAAAAGGAUUAGAAGGCUGGGAAAAAAGACUAAUUAUAUCUGACAGGGCUCAUAUUGUGUUUGACUUCCAUCAAGCUGCUGAUGGCAUCCAAGAACAGCAAAGGGAAGAACAAGCAGGAAAGAACUUGGGAACUACAAAAAAAGGGAUUGGUCCAGUGUAUUCCUCUAAAGCAGCUCGAAGUGGGCUCAGAAUGUGUGAUCUAGUUUCUGACUUCAAUGAAUUUUCAGAAAGAUUUAAAGUCUUGGCCAAUCAAUAUAAGUCUAUUUACCCUACUUUAAAGAUAGACAUUGAAGGAGAAUUGAAAAGACUCAAGGGUUACAUUGAAAGGAUCAAACCAAUGGUAAGGGAUGGUGUAUAUUUUAUGUAUGAAGCUUUGCAUGGCCCACCAAAGAAAAUCUUAGUAGAGGGUGCCAAUGCAGCACUGCUGGACAUUGAUUUUGGUACCUACCCUUUUGUGACCUCAUCAAACUGUACGGUGGGAGGUGUUUGCACUGGCCUGGGCAUGCCACCUCAGAAUGUAGGAGAAGUAUAUGGUGUUGUGAAAGCCUACACAACUAGAGUUGGAAUUGGUGCCUUUCCUACAGAACAAGGCAAUGAAAUAGGAGAAUUGCUACAAACACGAGGAAAGGAGGUUGGUGUGACUACAGGUCGUAAAAGAAGAUGUGGUUGGCUAGAUCUUGUGUUGCUUAGAUAUGCCCACAUGAUCAAUGGAUUUACUGCCUUGGCUCUUACCAAAAUGGACAUUAUGGAUGUACUUCCAGAAAUUAAAGUUGGUGUUGCAUAUAAAAUAAAUGAUAAAAUAAUACCUCAUUUUCCAGCAAACCAGGAAGUCUUAAAUAAAGUAGAGGUACAAUAUGAGACACUUCCAGGAUGGAACACAGACAUAUCAAAUGCAAGGACGUUUGAUGAUCUUCCUGUAAAUGCACAAAACUAUGUUCGAUUUAUAGAAAUGGAGCUAGGGGUUCCAGUGAAAUGGAUUGGAGUAGGAAAAUCCAGGGAGUCAAUGAUCCAGCUCUUCUAAAGAUACUGGAUUCUUGGAAGAAAGCACACUCCUCAAAGAAACUGCUCAUUCCUUGUAUCUCCUAUUCAUAACCCACAAACAAUGACUUUUGGAAGGAUGGUCCUUGUAUGUUAAAGAGCUAGAUUGCUGUAGACAAAAACUGCUACUCUUGUGAAGAUUUUGGCGUUUAUCAAUAUAAGUUAUCACAAAUUCCAGAACAUUUGUCACAGUUGCCACCUUUUUUUAUCUUGCUGCCUCCAGAUUUUUCUUUCAGAUGUUUAUUCCAUCUCUUCCUUUGAACAUCUUGGAUCACAUUACUUUCAUGAGCAUGUGUCUUCAUUGUCUCUGGUUUUGCUGAUGUUUCUUCCUGAAAUUUUAGAUGCUUAAAAUAAUUAAUGCAGUUUUGCACAUAAUGCUUUUCAUUAUCAUUUGUACUCCUUAAGCUGUUAUUAACUUUAUGGCUGCUGUUGUCAUGUAUAAUUAAAAAAGAGAGAUGAUUUUAUAAUGAUGAAGAAAACUAAAAUUUUGUUACAGUUUUUAUUAAAACUAGUGUGAUGAUAAGGUGGGAAUUUGAAAGCGGUACUUAAUAUGUAUAUAGUGCAGCAACUUAAUUUAUAAAUGAAGAUACUCAAAACAUGUUGUGGGUGUAUUAUGCUCUCUGCUCUAAGUCAUUCAUAAUAGUUUUUCUAUGAUACUUUUGAGUUUCAGCUUUUUGUCAGUCAGUCCAAUGAUCCAUUAGUUCAUUAGCCUAAUGCCAAAUAACCAGUGCCAGUUAUUUAAAGGAUGACAGAAAAUAAAAUGAAGAAACAUUGCAUAAAUUACGAACACACGAAGUUCUGGCAGGCAGAUUUAGAGAUUCCUUCGGCUACCUAGCUUAAUAGUCACUGAAGACAGCAGGUUUUUUUCUUGUUUGCUUUUAAAGCUUGAAUGUAUUAUUGACAAGUAUGCAAAGACAAUACAGUACAUCUCAUGUUUGUGUCUUGCCAAAGCCCUUUAUUUUGAUUUCAGAACACACCUGUUAAUUUGAUUGCUUACCUUUGGUAGUGAAGAGGAGUAACUUGUUUCAUUUUUUUUCCAGCACACUCUGCACCAGUCUCAUGACUGUUUCUUCCUUGAUCAUUAUCUUGGAAGGUGAAGAAUGGUGGUGUUUUUUUCAGUUCCUACAUAAUUCUUCCAUAUCUUUGCUUAUUUUAGUCUUUUCUUCAUUGCAGUGAUAUUAUUUAGAAUAGGGGGAGCACUGAACACAGUACUCAAGAUGUGGAAGUACACUGAUAAGUUGUUAAAGAGUUACAGUUGCCAGUUAGUGCUUAAUCUGCAUUCAGAGGAGUACUGGGGGAAAAUGGUGUCCGGGGGCAACAUCUGCUCUGGGCACCUGCCCCCCUGCGCCCCACUUACCUUAGUCGGCGGCUAUUCCGGCAGCGGUGGUCCCAGCGGCUCCUCUGGCAGUGGCGGUCCCGGGCAGCCUGGCAGGGCCAGGCCUGGUGGGGCUGGGUUGAAGGGCAUCCGGUGGCAGCCCAGCCAGGCUGCUCCUUCAGCCGGUGGAGGCUCCUGGUGGGGUUGGGCCAAGGGGCGCCCGGUGGGCCAAAGCAGCUGGGCCAGGAGCCUGCUGCGGGCUGCCCCUCAGCCCGGCCCUGCCAGGCUGCGCCUUGAGCUGGCGGAGCCCCCCCACCCCUGAGUCGCUUGUUGUUGAGCUGCAGCCGCAGGCCAGUUCCUGCCUGAGAGUCAACCUGUGGCCGCGGCUCGCAGCUCAGACGGGCGCCUGAGACUGGCUCCUGCUUCUCCAGCCUCCCUGCUGACAGGGAGGCUGACUCUCAGGCAGGAGUCGGCUUGCACCGAGGGAGCCGCAGGGCGCCAGCUGAAUCCUGCAAAGACCCGCCAGGUAACCCCCCAUGUGAUCAAAUAGUGUGCACCCCAUUAGCAGUACGCCACUGUCUGUACUAUGUGUAAACAACACUGAUAAACUAGAUGGCUGGAAAAUGCCAGAUUUCUCAUUGCACUGGACUCUAAAAUUUGGAUUCUGAUGGCUAGAAAUUGGACAUAGUUUUCCAGUUCUGUUUAUGACUGUAAUGCAUGAAAUGAUCCAGAAAAUACAUUUUAAAGAUUUCAGCUCUGGUUCUGAGUCUUAAAAAAUCCAUUUGAGCGCUCAAACGUAUUAUCAAAAGAGUAUUAUUUUUACUGGGAAGAGGGAGAAGAGGGCUUAAACUAUUUUCUGUGAAAAUGCCACCCUAACUUUCUGUGAAAGUUGGCAGUAAUUUGUGACUAUGUUGUCAGCAGUAUAUGAAUAAACAGGUGUUUGGCUUUCAUUCCUGUGCUCCAUUCCCCUCACAGACUUCCAGUAUUAUGUGAGACAUCCCUAUUUUAACACUAUUCUAGCAUUUUCUGUUAAAAAGAGCUGAGAUUUUCUAUAUACUUACCAGCUUUACUGCCUGAGUUCUAUUAUUAGAGGAAUAAGCUCAUUGUAAUAUGAGUCGCAUUGUGGAAAAGAGGGACUGCUGUGUCUCAAAAUAUAGAACCAUUAUAAGACUAUAUGGUUUUUACUUUUUCCAAGUGCCUCUAAGUCUCAAAUUCGCCUUCUAAUAUAAUGUAUAAUGCAAACUAUUUUAGAAAAACUAAUGGUUUUAAGUUUAAUGUGUUUGGUAAGAUAGAGACCAUGUUUCCUCAUUGGAUCUGUUCACACAGCAGAAAUGAAACAUCCUGCAGAUGUUUUUUAAAAAGAUCCAUUUGGGGUUUUUGUGUUUGCUCUGGGAAGAGAACAUAAGCGUUGCCAGCCAAAAUGGUUCUUUUUUCCAGCCUGCUGGCUGAUGGAGCUCUUGUCAAUUUCAUAGUUGCCCCUCAUUUUGUGUGCUGCUGCAGAGAUUCUCCUGCAUCUGCCAUUUGGUAAAGGUUUCCCACGGAGAUUUCUUCUGCUUGCAGCUCAUCCACACACAAUUUCCAUGUAAAAAGUAGAUUAAUAAAGUUUGUUUUGCCUGGUGAUCCUGCGCACAUGUCGUUUUACAUUUUUUUUGGUUUUUUGAGGGGAAUAUCUGAGAAAUUAUGGUGACACAAACAUCCACACAUACUGCAGCUUCUCUAAUCAGGUAUGCAUAGCUUUGCAGACAUCCCCCUCAAAACAAAGGAAAAAUUGCCCAUUUGUGGGAUUGCCAGGCAAAACAAACUAUUCAUCUAUUUUUUCACAUGGAAAUUGUGUGUGGAUGUGCUGCAAGCAGAGGAAUAUGUGGAUGAGCUGCAAGCAUGGGGAACAUUUACAGAGAAUUUCUUCUGCAGCACACAAAAUGGUGGGCACAAACAGCAAAAAGAAAGUAAGAGGAUUGGGCGGAGAAAUAAAGUGUCUCCUGCCUGCUUUUGUUCGUUCAGCAAGCAGGAGACAUCUUCAACCAGAGUUGGGGGGAAAGAUCACUCGUUUAGCAACUUUUGGGUUGAGAGAAAUAAAACAUCUUGAGGAUGUUUUGGGGACAGAGUUGUGUGAACCUCAUCCCCAACACACUUUUUAUAACGUCCUCAAGACGUUUUAUUUCUGCUGUGCGGAAAUCACCAUUCUGACUUAACUAUGCCUAUUCAGAUAUGUUAACAUGAUAUGUUAAUAUGUUAACAUGAUAUUAAUAUGUUAACAUGAAAUUUCUUUUUAAUCUCUCCUGUAGUGUUUUUGAUAUUUCAUGCUUUGUUCAGGGCAAUCAGUUGAGCUUAUGUUUUCAACCAGCCAUCCACUACAAGAUUUGAAGUUUUUUUUAACCUAGCAUUGAGUCUUUAAAAAGCAUCAUUGUGUUUUGAUUGAGAACAAGGUUUCUUAGUAAUUCUUCCAAUAAUAGUCAUAGCUAAUAUGUGCAUGGUUAAUUUCCAUUGUAGACAUAGUACAGAGCAAACAUGUACUAUUUAUUUUUCUCAAUUUAUUUCCAUUGGUGUAGUUUUUCUAGUUACCCUUGCUCUGGAACACUACAUUAAUUAAAUGUGACAUUUAUUUCAUGAGAUUACAUGUUUCUGCACAAAGAAAAUGUUAUUGUAUGGUUUAUUUUGUAAUAUGCUACAAAUAUAUGAGGUAUACAUUUGAUCUCAUAGAUGGUUUUGAAACUGAUAAGAAUCUCUGUGCACAACAAGCACCAGUUUUUUAUUAAGAACUAGUCCUGUUCUAGUAUCCAAGGCUUUUCUCUUGCCUUCAGUGAUAACACCCACAAUAUAAAUCCCUUAGUGUUGUCUCAGGACAUAUUUCUGCUAUAAUUUACCAUUUUUGUAGGUGUAUCUGAACUGCAGAAUUGAGGUAGAUCUACUUCCAGGUUCUCAGUAGUUGUAACUUUCCAGGUUUGUUAUUUCCUACAAUAAGAAUAAUGAGGAAUGGGUUUGUAGAGUUGUGCAAAACUGUAUCUGCAUUGUCAGUCUCUACUUCCUCCAGCCUGUCCAACCAACUUGUUAAUUCUCAUGGUUACAGCAUAGGAUGGAAGUUGGCUGGACAUUCUUUGGUAGGAAGCAUCCUGCUCCAUCACUAAAGUGUAUAAUAAAAUGAGCCUUUUUGUCCCUUCCAUUUUAUCAAUUAAUUUGGAAUUGUCCUGGUGGAUAGCCAAAAGUAGAUGUGAUCCUAGCAAGCCUCCUGGUUCAAUUUGUGGCAUUUCCAGUUAAAAGUAUCAGACAGUAGGUGAUGUAAAAGACCACUGCCUGAGACCUGGGAAAGCUUCUGCUCUGGACACACCAAUGGUCUUACAUAGUAUAUGGCAGAUUCAUGUAUAUGUAUGAAAUAUGCUUUUUGAAAACUGUUUAAUAGACUGAAAAAAAUUCA